AUGCCGAGUAAAUAUUUGUAUCGUAGUCACCAGGAGGUGGCGAGGGCUCAUUUCAACGACCUCAACGCGGCCAUUCAGGAGGUUGAACUGGAAGUCGACGGGAGUAGUCUUACUCUGGCCACUGUAGUGGCUGUGUCCAAAUUCUCUUGCCAGCCGUUUCUGACACAGAAGAGCGAUACACUGAAUGGGAUCAACAACAGUGUAUUAACACUCAAGGAAUGUCUUGCUAACCGACACCCCAUUUAUGGCGUCAAUACGGGCUUCGGGGGCAGUGCCGACUCACGGACCGACCAUGUCAUCACUUUACAGAAGUCUCUGCUUCAACUACUCCAGAGCGGAAUUCUUACCAGUAAGGAUACCGCGUCCGGCAAUGACGGAAGCAAUACCGUGCACGGAAGCCAGUCGAUGCCGUCAGAAUGGGUGAGGGCGACGAUGCUUGUUCGCUGUAACUCCGUGGUGAAGGGGCAUUCAGCGGUGUCAUUGCCUGCAAUCAAUGGGCUGUUACAGCUGCUCCAGAAGAAUGCCACUCCCGUGGUACCCCUGCGAGGAACGAUCUCCGCGUCCGGAGAUCUGAUGCCGCUCGCAUAUGUGACUGGGGCGAUGGAAGGAAAUCCGGGAAUCUUUGUCCGAGUGAAUGGUGACGUGAUCACAGCGCAGGAGGCGUUGAAAAAGAUUGGAAUGAAAGCAGUGACCCUGGGACCGAAGGAAGGGCUGGGUUUAGUCAAUGGGACAGCAGCAUCGGCCGCUGUGGCAAGCUUGGCUUUGUAUGAGACACAUCAACUCGCGCUGCUAGCACAGAUUGUCACUGCACUGUCCGUCGAAGCCCUACGAGGUAGUACGGAAAGCUUUCAUCCCUUUAUCGCCGAAGUACGUCCUCAUGACGGCCAGGCGGAAGUUGCAACCAAUGUUCUCUCCCUCCUGCAGACUUCUCAGCUUGCACGGGGCGAGCGACCGACAACGGUGAAGACCGGGCUGGCCCAGGAUCGAUACUCACUACGGACGGCCAGUCAGUGGCUUGGUCCCCAGCUUGAGGACCUCCUUCUGGCCGACCAUCAAAUUGGCAUCGAGCUCAAUUCGACCACCGAUAAUCCUCUGGUAGACAGUGCGGCAAGAACAACCUACUCGGGAGGGAACUUCCAGGCUACCUCCGUGACGUCGGCCAUGGAGAAGACGCGGCUGGCCUUGCAGAUGAUUGGAAAGCUGCUAUUCACUCAAUGCACAGAAAUGAUCGAUCCGAGUCUCAAUAACGGGCUGCCCACAAAUCUGGUGGCAGACGACCCCAGUCUAUCAUUUACGAUGAAAGGGGUGGAUAUCAACAUGGCAGCCUACAUGGCUGAAUUGGCAUACCUGGCCAAUCCAGUCAGUACCCAUGUGCAGACGGCCGAGAUGCAUAACCAGGCUCUGAACUCCCUGGCCUUCGUGUCCGCCCGGUAUACCAUGCAGGCCGUGGAUCUGGUCUCAAUGAUGACAGCAUGCUCCCUUUACGUCGCAUGCCAGGCCCUGGACCUCCGUGUCCUACAACUAAGCUUCUUCAAGAUCCUACAACCCUUGCUCCUUCAUAGUUUAACCGGCGCGUUUUGCAACUUCAUAAGGGAAGAAGAAUUGCAGGAAGCAUGUCAACGUCUAUCCGAAGAGAGUCCGAGCGCCUGGGAGUCGACUUCACGAUUAGACCUUCACGAUCGAUGCGAGAAGGUGAUUGAUAUCCUUCUACCCACAAUUCUCAGCUACCUGACACGAGUUGACCGGCAAAAGCGCAGUGACGUGUGCCUCAUCCAAGUCCUGAAUGGAUGGAAGGCAAGCGUCAUCCCAAGUAUUAAGGAGGCAUACCUACUUGUGCUACAGGACUUUUGCAAAACCCAGAAUACUGCAGAGUAUCUGGGGUCUGGGACCAGGAUAAUUUAUGCCGCUGUUCGCCAUCAACUGCACGUUCCAUUCCACCGGGGCUUCAUCGAGCAUCCAGUGGAAGGCGAGCCAUCCGUUAACAGUAUUGACGGCAGGGACAAAAAGACCGUUGGAGGUUGGAUUUCAGUCAUCUAUCAAGCCCUGCGUGAUGGUGCACUAGGUGAAACCGUCAACUCAGCAUUCUAA
This is a messenger RNA of Aspergillus oryzae RIB40, 2088 nucleotides long. Its product is annotated as aromatic amino acid ammonia-lyase. The transcript is spliced from 3 exons. Gene Ontology annotation, cellular component: cytoplasm. Lineage: Eukaryota; Fungi; Ascomycota; Eurotiomycetes; Eurotiales; Aspergillaceae. Gene Ontology annotation, biological process: L-phenylalanine catabolic process. The record is from RefSeq and is a predicted model, not a curated record. Gene Ontology annotation, molecular function: ammonia-lyase activity. Bases 1 to 2088 code for a protein of 695 amino acids.